CGGCGUGAUGCGCUCAAACGCGAUUUUCCGCCGGAGUCGGAAAGUGCAUCCACCAGAGAUCCGAGUUUCCUGCAUCGCCGAGCGUAUCCUUUGAAAAUGUCAGCUGCGUUGAAUGCCUCGAUCCAGGCAGCCGCCGGGGUCACGCCCGACUCUCAGUUUCAGUUCAACUCUACGGAUUACGUGGUCUUUUCCCUGAUGCUGAGCAUCUCAGCUGGCAUUGGGGUGUACUUUGGUUUCUUCGCCAAGGGCGAGGACACCACCGAGGAGUACCUGAUGGGCGGCAAGCGCAUGAAGACCAUACCGAUUGCCAUUUCUCUGGUGGCCAGCCAGCUCUCGGCCAUUUCCAUUAUGACCAUACCGGGCGAGAUGUACGGCUUUGGCGUCAAUUGGUUCUUCAAUGUCGUCUGCAUGGUGGUGGUGGUGCCCAUCCUCAACUACGUGAUCAUUCCCGUCUUCUACAACAACAACAUCACCAACUGUUACGAGUAUCUGGAGUUGCGCUUCGACAGGAGGGUGCGCGUGCUGCAGACCUUCAUCUUUAUAUUGACCAUGUUCUUCAUGCUGCCCAUCUUCAUUUUCCUGCCCUCGCUGGCCUUCUCCCAGGUGACGGGCUACAACGUGCACAUCAUCAAUGGCAUCGUCUGUGGCAUCUGUGUCUUCUACACCAUGUUUGGUGGCAUCAAGGCUGUCGUCUGGACGGAUGUUAUUCAAGCGGCCAUUAUGGUCGUCUCCGUCGUUUUGGUUGGCACGCUUGGUGCCUCGCGUGUGGGUGGCCUAUCCGAAGUCUUUCGCAUUGCCGGUGAGGGCGGUCGUCUGGACGUCAACUUCAACCUGGAUUUGACCUCACGAUCCACCAUCUGGAACGUCUUCUCCUCGGCCACAAUCAUGUGGACGGGCUAUGUGGGUCUCAACCAGAGCUGCGUCCAGCGCAUCGUCUCCCUGCCCUCGCUGAAGCACGCCAGAAGGUCGCUGGUGAUCUUUGGCUUUGGCUUUGUGAUCAUCAUGUUCUUCAACUGCUUCACGGGCAUCGUGAUCUUCUCGCGCUUCCACGACUGCGAUCCCAUUCAGUCGGGCCACGUCACCAAAGUGGACAAAAUGGUGCCGUAUUUCGUGCAGGACACCGUCGGCCAUCUGCGCGGCAUGCCCGGCGUGUUCAUCUCGUGCGUGUUUAGCGCCGCCCUCAGCACGCUCUCGGCCAGCAUUAAUUCUCUCGGUGGCGUGGUCUAUUUCGAUUACAUCAAACCCUUCAUCCGGCACACGGAGCACAGGGCGAACGUGAUCAUGAAGCUGUUUGUGCUCUUCUCCGGCAUCUACUGCGUCCUCGGCGGCAUCGCUGUGGAGCAGUUCAACUCCAUUCUGCAGGUGAUCUACUCGAUCGGAGGCGUUAGUUUUGGCGCCACAUGUGCGGUCUUUUUGCUGGGCAUGCUCGUGCCACGUGCCCACGGCAAGGCGGCCCUGAUUGGAGUCAUUUCCAGCAUUGCCUGCAUGGCCUCCAUUGUGAUCUUCAGCUGGGGCCGCAACCACUACGACCCCUUGCCCACACGCAUCGACAACUGCCCGGCGGUGUCCCCGUUCCUGUCCCUGAAUGCCACCACCACAGCCUCCCCCCUCAGGCAGGCAGCCACAACGGCAGCAGCAGCCCACAGCCAAACUGAAAAGGGAUUCAGUAUCCUGGAUCUGUCCUUCAACUGGUACGUGGUGGUGGGCUUCAUCAUCACGUGGCUGGUGGCUGUGCCGCUCAGCUACAUCCUCAAGCAGCGGGCCGAUGCCAAGCUGGAUCCCAAGCUCCUGUCGCCGGUGGUGCAGCCUUUCGUUUCCUACGAACUGGCGCAAGCGGAUGAGCUGCACGAGCUGAAGAGCGAGAAGCCCGAGAAGGCCUGAGGAUGAUAUGCUUAUGUUAGGCAUUGUAAAGAUAUAAGAUAUUAACCGGUAUGAGUGCUGUGGCUGUGUUCAGUGGUCUCCAGUGCGAUCCCAUUCUAUCUAGAUCGGAUCUGUCUGCAGCUGAACAUCAAGAAUUGCUUAUCUGAAUAAAAGGCUAUAUCACUAUUGUCUGGGGGCUCUUUGGCCACAAUCUUUGGACAGCGACAGCUUCUAAAUAUAAACCGCAGAACAAGCACAAA
Messenger RNA from Drosophila obscura, 2120 nucleotides. RefSeq names its product sodium-coupled monocarboxylate transporter 2 (gene Smvt). The transcript has 7 exons. Gene Ontology annotation, biological process: transmembrane transport; sodium ion transport. Gene Ontology annotation, cellular component: membrane. The record is from RefSeq and is a predicted model, not a curated record. Lineage: Eukaryota; Metazoa; Arthropoda; Insecta; Diptera; Drosophilidae. Gene Ontology annotation, molecular function: symporter activity. Bases 97 to 1881 code for a protein of 594 amino acids.